Drosophila rhopaloa is the source of this 460-nucleotide messenger RNA. RefSeq names its product dolichol-phosphate mannosyltransferase subunit 3 (gene Dpm3). Gene Ontology annotation, biological process: GPI anchor biosynthetic process. The record is from RefSeq and is a predicted model, not a curated record. Lineage: Eukaryota; Metazoa; Arthropoda; Insecta; Diptera; Drosophilidae. Bases 95 to 379 code for a protein of 94 amino acids. The transcript has 2 exons. Gene Ontology annotation, cellular component: dolichol-phosphate-mannose synthase complex; endoplasmic reticulum membrane.
UAUCGAAUAAACAUAUGAUUUUCGUUCACCUCUAUGUUUACGUGUAUAAUUUUGUUUUGGAUUUAUUAACCAUUAAAAUCAAUAUAAUUUAAAUAUGACGAACCUACAACGCUGGCUAUUUUACGCAUCGCUAUUUGCAGUGCCAUAUCUUUCAAUUUGUUUGGGAACAGUGCAAACGCAAUUUACAAACAAGUAUUUUCUGCACAUUCAACUUCUGCCACUUCUACUUCUCGUGAUUUUCGGCAUCUAUUCCGUUUGGACAGUUCUAUAUAGAACUCUAACUUUUAACGACUGUCCCGAGGCCGCCAAGGAACUUCAAGAUGAGAUUCUGGAGGCACGCAAGGAUUUGAUAGCCAAGGGAUUUCGGUUUCGCGACUGAAGAGCAGGGAUUUCAACCUCCCAGGACAUGUGCAUGUUAAUCUGUAAUUCCAUUAUUUAUAAAAAAAAUCACGCAACUGUA